Messenger RNA from Cephus cinctus (wheat stem sawfly), 1548 nucleotides. RefSeq names its product cysteine dioxygenase type 1. Gene Ontology annotation, molecular function: cysteine dioxygenase activity; ferrous iron binding. The record is from RefSeq and is a predicted model, not a curated record. NCBI's taxonomy places the organism in Eukaryota, Metazoa, Arthropoda, Insecta, Hymenoptera, Cephidae. The transcript has 5 exons. Gene Ontology annotation, biological process: L-cysteine catabolic process. The coding region runs from base 235 to 948 and encodes 237 amino acids.
CAGGAACCAACCGUAGAGGACGUAGCGUAGUCGUGCUAGAACACUCGAUAUCUUGACCAGCUGAGCAACAAUUUAAUUUAGAAGAAAAGCAUUUCUUAACAUUGAUAUCCAAGAGUAUUCAUCAGUUUGAGUAGUCACUCGAUCGUGAACUGAUUACGCAUUGCAUGAGUGGUAUCUGAAAAACUUGAAGAUCAUCAGAGAAGGUCCAGUGUAAGUCGAGGAAAAUUUAUAAUAAUGGAUGUGUGUACGCCGGAUUCUCUGUACCACAACAACAAUAACAACAACAAGAAGAACACUCUACAUCAGAAUAACAAGUACAACGACCUACUUCAAGGGAAGGUAUCUACUCUUCAGGAAUUGAUUGAUCAAUUAUAUAAUGCCUUCAACACCGAUGUGGUCGACAUUGAUCAUGUUCAAGCAAUCAUGGCUUCGUACAAAAGCAAUCCUCAGGAGUGGAAAAAAUACGCCAAAUUCGACAGAUACAGAUACACAAGAAAUCUGGUUGAUGAGGGUAAUGGGAAGUUUAAUUUGAUGAUCUUGUGUUGGGGCGAGGGCCAUGGGUCUGCUAUACAUGAUCAUGCUAAUGCUCAUUGCGUUAUGAAAGUUCUUCAGGGUGAACUUCUUGAGACCAAAUAUGAUUGGCCACGUUCGUGUAGGGACUCUGGCGACAAUGAAGAGCCUGAGGAACUUCAAGAAACAAAUAAAAAUGCAAUUGGAUUAAAUCAUGUUUGUUAUAUCAAUGACUCCAUUGGACUUCAUCGGGUGGAAAAUCCAAGCACUGUUAAUCCAGCUGUUUCUCUGCAUCUUUAUUCGCCACCAUUUUCUUCGUGUUCAGUUUUUAAUAAGCAGACUGGUCAAAAGUCAGUCUGUAACGUCAUUUUUUGGUCCAAAUAUGGAGAACGUCGCAGUAGGAACGUUCAAGAUGCCAGGGCUCCAGAGGAUAAUUAAAAAUAGUUUCAAAAAUGAGAGCCUGCCGUCUCAUCACGUUUGCACGCCAACUUUUCUUUCUACUUCAACUGUACGUUGAAUAUCACUGCAUUGGCAAUUGACAACAAGCUCAAGCCGAAUAAUGAAUAUAUUGUUUCUUUUCAAAAUUUGACAUAAGAUAUUUUCAGAAUAAUCGAAAUCGAUAAUUCUGAAUAUUUCGGUUAAGUAUACUUUACUGUAGGUACUUAAUAUUAUUUAUACGAUAUAAUUAAAAGUAAUUUCAUAAAGUAAUAAGAUGUACCUAUGAACAUCUCGAAGCUUCAAAGGCUCGAAAUGCUAAAUGAUUGUUCCUUUUGCUCGUAUAUCUUUAUUCUUACGAUAUAGUACAUAUACCUAAUUAAUAUUGUACAACCGUUUCCAUUUUGAUUGUUUCUUUUAUAUUUUACGCAAUUUAUCUCACACUUUUUCUUUAUCCUACAAACAUUGUUGCCAUGGUUGUUUACAGCUGACUUUCUUGUAUUGUUUACCUACGAAAUGAAUCGAACUGCAGAUAAGAACAACAAAUAAGAAUCCUACAAUAAUAAGUCAACCCUCCUCGCUAAUAUCAUAAUAAAAAAAAAA